AUGACAGAACCAACUCACUACGAGGUCCUGGCCAUACCAAAGAGCCUAAUAGAGGAUACAAACAAGGAACAAAUCCCCAAGAUCAUAAAACAAGCCUACCACCGUGCACUCCUCCGCCACCACCCAGAUAAGACAAACACGCCCCACCGGACAACAGCAGCAGCAGCAGCAGCAACAGCAGCAACAACCACCACACCUCCCACCGUGGACCAAAUAGCCCUAGCAUACACGACGCUCUCAUGCCCCGCAGAGCGCGCCGCCUACAACCGCCAGCUCGCCCUCACCCGCAACCCCACAGCAGCACCCGGCGACAACAGCGCCGCCGGGGGCAGCACCACCUUCCAGACGGGGAUCGAGACGAUCGACCUCGACGACCUGGACUACUCCGAGGCUGGCGCGACGACGCGGUGGCACCGCAGCUGCAGGUGCGGCAACGAGGAGGGCUUCGCGUUCGGCGAGGACGACCUGGAGGAGGCUGGGGACCUGGGCGAGCUGAUCGUGGGAUGCCAGGACUGCAGCCUGUGGCUGAGGGUCUGCUUUGCUGUUGUCGAAGACGACGUUGAUGAUGGUGUCGGAGGAGGAGGGGGAGGAAGUGGUGGUGGUGUCAUCGAGAGUGAUGGUGUGAGCAGCAAGGAUGAGAUCUCACGUGGGGGUCCAUUGGGGCACGCGGCGCAGUCAACGGGGCAGCCAGGCUGA
Messenger RNA from Diaporthe amygdali, 696 nucleotides. Its product is annotated as diphthamide biosynthesis protein 4. The record is from RefSeq and is a predicted model, not a curated record. NCBI's taxonomy places the organism in Eukaryota, Fungi, Ascomycota, Sordariomycetes, Diaporthales, Diaporthaceae. The coding region runs from base 1 to 696 and encodes 231 amino acids. The transcript has a single exon. Gene Ontology annotation, molecular function: metal ion binding. Gene Ontology annotation, biological process: protein histidyl modification to diphthamide.